Messenger RNA from Rotaria sp. Silwood1, 231 nucleotides. Lineage: Eukaryota; Metazoa; Rotifera; Eurotatoria; Philodinida; Philodinidae. The record is from the annotation of a GenBank genome assembly.
AUGGAUGAACGUCGUCAAACAUCAAAAAUUAAUGUUGAAAGUAUUCAACUUAAACUUGAACCUAUUGAUGUAAAUCGUCUUACAAAUGAUGGUGAAAAAUUAAAAAAGAAAAUUCGUGAAUUAAAUGCAAUUAUUGAUGAGAUAUUUCAAGGUUCAGAAGAUGAACUUAAAUUAUUAAUUGCUAAUUUUCAACGUGAUCAAGAUAAAAAGAAACGUAAACUUCAAGAUUAA